UCUGUACCAAUCUCUUCAAAGAAGAAGCAACCGCUCUCUCUUCUCCAGUUUCUAGCUCUUGCUUUGCUUAUUUGUUUGAUUUGCUGCUUGUUUGAGUGAUGGAGGGAGAGAGAGAGUAAUACUGGAAGAAAGAGAAGCGCUGUAGAGUGAGAAGAAAUCUAAGGGAAGAAGACUGCACUUUAACAAGAUUCAAGAAAGAGAUGGAGUUCACUGGGAUUUUUCAAGUUUUCAUCAUCAUUUUCAUCACUAUCAUGACUCUGUUCUACACGUUCCGCUGCGGAUUAUUAAAAUUUUCUUGUUGGACUCCUCCUAAUGCUGCGUCUAAUGAUGCUGCUAAUGAUGAUGACCACGAGGAGGAUGAUGAUAUCCCUCCUCACCAAGAAAAGUAUGAUGUGUUUAUUAGUUUCAGAGGUGAGGACACCCGCCUUACUUUUACCAGCCAUCUUCACGAUGCCUUACUUCAGAAGAAAAUUGAAACCUACAUAGAUUACAGGCUUGUAAGAGGAGAAGAAAUCUGGCCUGCCCUGUUAGAAGCAAUCCAGAAAUCAACACUUUCGGUAAUCAUUUUGUCAAAAAGCUAUGCUACUUCCACAUGGUGUCUGGAUGAACUUGUGCAUAUCCUAGAAUGCAAGGAAAAAUAUGGCCAGAUGGUUAUACCCAUUUUUUACGACAUUAAUCCAUCAGAAGUUCGAAAACAACAGGGGAGUUACGCACAUGCAUUUGCUCAACUUGAAAAACGAUUCAAGGGUAAUGACAAGGUGCACAAGUGGAGGGCUGCUUUGGCGACUACAGCCAAUCUAUCCGGAUUCGAUAAUACAACCAAAAAAGGGACGGAAGCUGACUUAGUUAAGCAUGUGGUUGAGGAUAUUUGGACCAAAUUGACUCGUGAAUCAUCAUGUGAUUUAAAGGGCCUGGUUGGAAUUGAAGGCCGCAUCAAGCAAAUCGAGUCCUUAUUAUGCCUUGAUUCGCCAGAUGCUUGCAAUACUGUAGGUAUUUGGGGAAUGGGUGGGAUUGGAAAGACCACCCUUGCUGAAGCUGUAUUUCAUCGGCUAUCAUAUAAGUUCGAAGCUUCUUGUUUUCUUCGAAAUAUUCGGGAGAGAGAACAAAAGGAUGGGCUAGUUCAGUUGAGGAAUACAAUUGUUAAGGAGGUAUUCAAGGAAAAAGAUCUAAAUAUUGAAACUUCAACCAUAGGUCAACUCUUGUUAGAAAGAGGUCCUAGUACAAAGGUCCUCAUUGUUCUUGAUGAUGUGAAUGAUUCACGUCAAUUGGAUCAGUUACUUGGAGAUGGUGUUGGGUCUGGUCCUGGAAGUCGAAUCAUCAUAACAACUAGAGAUAUGGCCCUGCUAGAGGGAAUUGUUGUAGAUGAUAAAAAUAUAUACGAGGUUAGGGGACUGGAACGUGAUGACGCCCUUCAGCUCUUUCGUUUGAAUGCUUUCAAGAAUAACACUCCUAUAACAGAUUAUACGAGGUUGUCAUCAAUGGUGGUGAGUUAUGCUGGAGGCAUUCCAUUAGCUCUUAAAAUUAUGGGGUCCUCAUUUCAUGGCAAAAGCAGAGAAGAAUGGGAAGAGGAAUUGAACAAAUUGAAGCAAUUUCCAAAUGAAAAAAUCCAGGACGUGUUGAAACUAAGCUAUGAUGGAUUGGGAAGAAACGAGAAGGAGAUAUUUCUGGAUAUUGCAUGUUUUCAUAAGGGAAAGCAUGUGGAUGAAGUAAAAAGAAUGGUAGAUAUUCGUGGUUUGUUUGCAACAUCCGGAAUUAGAGUUCUCAUUAAGAAAUCUCUCAUAUCAAUUGUUUCUACGAGGAAAACCUUAGAGAUGCAUGAUCUGGUACAAGAAAUGGGCCGGGCAAUUGUUUUGGAACAAUGCAUUGAAGAGCCUGGCAAACGUAGUAGGUUAUUCAUCGCUGAGGAUGUCUAUCAUGUGCUGAAAAAUAGGACGGGAACCUCAAUGGUUCAAGCCGUAUUCUUUGACAGGUCAAACAUUGAAGAGCUAGACUUGGAAGGUGCAAACUUCAAACAGAUGUCUAAGUUAAUAUUUCUAGGUGUGGAUAAGAGUUCCACCUAUAGGUUUAACAUCUACGGAAAAUUAAACGUUUCUCUGGAUCUUCCCAAUUCUCUUCGUUACAUUUUCUGGCAUGCAUAUCCUUUGGAAUCUUUGCCAUCAAAAUUCUCUGCUAUAAAUCUUGUUGAGCUUCAUAUGCCCGAAAGCCAAGUUGAGAAACUUUGGGAUGAAGACAAGAUUCUUAUGAACUUAAAAGUGUUCAAUAUGCGUUCCUCCAGAAAUCUAACUGAACUUCCAAAUCUCUCUCAGAGUCGAAAACUUGAGCGUAUAAAUCUUGUUUACUGUACAAGUUUGGUUGAAGUUCCUUCAUAUUUUCAAUAUCUUCACGAGCUUACUUCUCUUGAACUUGCUUGGUGCACGAGUCUCAAGUAUCUUCCGAAGAUGCCAGGCAAUAUUGCAUACUUAAGUUUACGUGGCAGUGGUAUAAAGGAGUUACCUCCAUCAGUUUGGUCUCACCAAAAAAUUUCUUUUUUGGGUAUUGGAGAUUGUAGAGACCUUAAGAAACUUCCAAACAACAAUUGUAAGCUGAAGGUCUCAGGUUAUUUUAGUCUAGAAUACUGCUCAUCUCUUGACGAGUUUUCUGAGCUUCCCAGGGAUAUCAGUGUGCUAGAUUUGACUUGUACAUCAAUAGAAGUAUUACCCAUAUCAUCAAUGGAGUGCCUCAUUAGUCUUAGUACAAUUAAACUGAAUGAUUGCGAACGGCUUGUGAGCCUCCCGCCCAGCAUUUGUAAGUUGAAAUCUCUGAAGGAACUUGAUCUCACUGGUUGCUCUAAAUUUAAAAACUUCCCGGAAAUAUUUGAGCCAAUGGAACAUCUGGAAUUUCUUAGUUUAGAAGGAACAGCGGUUAAAGAGCUACAUUCAUCAAUCGAGUUUCUCUUUGUUCUAAAAAAAAUUCAACUGACAGGUUGCAAAAUGCUUACUAGUCUUCCCACGAGAAUUUGUAAGUUGAAAUCUCUCGAGAGACUUGAUCUCACUGGUUGCUCUGCAUUUUUCAAAUUCCCUGAAAUCAUGGAGCCGAUGGAACAUCUGGAGUUUCUUCGUUUAGCUGGGACAAGGGUUAAAAAGCUUCCGUCGUCGAUCGAAAAUCUAAUUGGGCUUCAAACAUUAGAUCUUCGUCUGUGCAGUAACUUUGAGGUCUACCCGAGCAGCAUCAGCAGUUUAACCAAUCUUAAAACUCUCAGCUUUCGCCAUUGUUUGCAUCUUAAAAAAGUGCCUCCCUUCUCAGUCGGUUUGCUCUCUUUGGAAAAACUAGACCUCUGUUACAGUGGGAUAUUGAAAGUCCCCAGUGGCCUCAUUCUUUUAGCCUCAUUACGAGAUUUAGAACUGAGUGGAACCAUGAUUAACAGCAUACCGGCUAGCAUCAAACAAGCUUCUGAGUUGCGAAGCCUGCACUUAAACAAUUGCAAGAGGCUUCAAUCUUUACCAGAGCUCCCAGUGCUACAAAUUCUUGAAGCAGAUGGCUGCACAUCACUGAAGACAGUGUCAAGUUCAAGGACUGCACUCUUUCAAGGUUGGGAUAAAUAUGAACUUUUUCGAGGGGUUCUUAAAUUUUAUAAUUGUCGAGCAUUGGACUGGACUGCAAGGAGCAACAUGAUGGCUGAUGCACAACUUAGAAUUAUGCGAGUGGCAACUACGUCCUCAAAUGUUGGACGAAGAGAGGGUAAUGAAAGGGACUCUUAUCCGCGGCCUUUGCUUACCAUUGUUUACCAGGGAAAAGAAAUUCCAAGUUGGUUCAGCUAUCAAAAUGAGGGAUCUUCAAUCAAGCUUCCUCGGGAUUGGUUUCGAAAAGGUUUCUUGGGUUUCGCUUUCUCUGUUGUUAUUGCAUACGACUUUUAUCCGCUUAUGUGGGUGGAAGUCAAUUUCAAGUUCAAAACUGAUAAUGGUGAGAGCCAUAAUAUCAGUUGUCCUAAUUUUUAUUCUCCGCAUAAGGAUGGUGGAUGGUAUGACUACAAUUUCAGUCGAUAUCACGUGCAUGUGUGGUAUAAUGCCUUUGAACUUGCAGUAGAGGGAGUAAAAUGCUCUGCCGAUUUCUACAAACAUGUCAGUGAGGCCUCUGUUUACUUCAUUCCAGUGGGUACUUCUGAUGAUCUAGAAGUGAAAGACGAUGGAGAAUUGAUGAGUCCAAAGCCCACGAUCAAAAGGCGUCGAAAAGUGUCGAAAAGUAUGAAGGUUAAAAUGCCGAAAUAUGUGGAGGUGGAAAGGUGUGGGAUAUGCCCGUUGUAUGCUGAAGAUGAUGAGAAAUUAAGACUUGAUGUGAUGUCACAGGAAACACAAGUAGAAGAAGGUGCGGGACAAGAUGAUUCUGAAGCCAAUGGAUCAAGUGAUGAACCUGAAGCCAGUGGAAGUUAUGAACCUGAAGAAUCAAGUGAUGAGUCUGAAACAAGUUCGAGUGGUGAAAGCGGUGGACGUGAUGAGUAUGAAGCCUAUGGAAGUGAUGAGUCUGAAGAAAUUAUUGAAAUGUAAUAUUGGGAUGGGCAACAAUGGACCAAAUGCUGAAAUUAAGUUUUAUUUUACAGGUAAGGUAUCUUUCACUUCAUUCUGUUUUUCUUGAAUUUGUAAACUUCUGAUGUUUCCUUGGAGUAAAAUCUUUGCACGUCAUUAACAUUCUUCAUAUAUUCUGACUAUGUUAAAGCCGUAUGUAUCGCUUCUCAGAAGAAGAAAAGGCCGUAUGUAUCAUGAUGUUUUGGAAUUCAUUUCA
Messenger RNA from Malus domestica (apple), 4755 nucleotides. The record is from RefSeq and is a predicted model, not a curated record. Lineage: Eukaryota; Viridiplantae; Streptophyta; Magnoliopsida; Rosales; Rosaceae.